AGGAAGCCAGAUGCAUAUUGAGUUGUGGAAGGUCACGUAGAUUUAUCAAGAGUUAGGCUAUUAAUUCAUCCGUAUUAAACUGGCCCGGCUCAUGAAUGGUAAGGGGGACAAUUAAAGACGCUUUGUGUCGGCUGCUGUCAUCAACAACACGUGUUAUAUCUCACUGAAAGCUCCUAAUACCAUGCCCCAGAGAAACUCUGACAGCCAGUACCAGCAGGGCUAACACCUGUCCCAACAUGCCCAAGAGGAAGCUAGAGGAAUUGGAGACGUCGGCAGUGGCGUGCACGUCGUCCUCACCACCGCGUACAUCCGAGACUGAUGACAGCAACAGUAGCUGCAGCGUGGGCACUGAUGGCAGCACAGAUGUCACAACCAAGAAAGAAUCCACAAAGCGGACAAAGAAGGCAGUGGCCUUCCAAGGGGUCACAGUGUUCUACUUCCCCAGGAUGCAGGGCUUCACAUGUGUUCCCAGUGAAGGGGGAUCUACUUUAGGUAUGGCCAACAAACACAAUUUUGUUGAGAAGUUCAGCUUAAGAGAUUAUGCCAAAGAACAAAAGCGAAUCCAUCGUGUGAUUAUUGCGGAACAGAGGCGCCAGGGCAAGUUGUUUCCUAGCCCGCUGUUGAGUACAGUUAUGCUGGAAGAUGGUGAAGUUUCAUCAGGGAGUGAGUCGGACAGUGAAUUUGAUGACUACUAUUUUCUGCAGCCUGUGCCCAUUCGACAGCGAAGGAACAUGCUUCGCACAUCAGGAGUGAAAAAGAUUGAAAAUCUGGAGAAGGAUGAGUGUAGGGAGAUCCGAGUAUCAAGAGAAGUUUGUGGGUGUGAUUGUAAAGUGUUUUGCGAUCCUGAGAAAUGUGCAUGUAGUCUGGCUGGUAUUCAGUGUCAGGUUGAUCGGCUAUCCUUUCCAUGUGGAUGCAGUAAAGAUGGCUGUGGAAAUGUGGCAGGGAGAAUUGAAUUUAAUCCAAUCCGUGUAAGAACUCAUUUCAUCCACACACUCAUGCGUCUAGAGUUAGAAAAGAAGGAAUGUGAAUCAAGUGUUAAAGGUCACUGCUCUCGAGAGGGGUCAAAUAGUAUGAACGGAAUGUCAUCUUCUAAUGAUAGUAUUGACUGGACUCAGUUCAACAGCAACGAGAAAGGCAGUUGUCGGGACUGCCAGAACAGUGAGAUGUGUAAUGCUAUGAUGCAAGAGGUUAGGUAUGCUCAGCAGAGGUCACUCCUGCCACAGCAGACAUUUACUUCCUCCAAUCACAUUCAACAGCAGCAGCCACAGCAACACACUCAGACCAAUGGGAGUCCACUGCCUCGUGUUAUGUUGUUCAAUGAUAGUGAUGAGGAAGUUUAUCAUGCAGAAAACACUACAAACUUCUUUCACUUUAGUAAGCAGGAAGAGAGCUAUUCUGAGGCCAGUGAGUGCUCUAGUGACAAUUCUGUCGAGGGAACAGAUUAUCCAAAGUCAUAUCAAAACCUCACUGCUAUAGGCACAGUGGAUGAAGAAACAAAUCAGGAAUUCUGCUCAGUGUCAAAAGCAAGGACGUUUGUGCCCAAAAAUCAAAGCCGGGAGAAAUACAUGGAUCUGAACAAUUCCUCAAACCACAUGUACAAGUUGCAGCCAAUAUCUGAUAUGUUGAAUCCCCUCAAUGCUUCUUCAAACCCCAACUUACAAACCAAAGGUAAUUGGCAUAGACAGCCUCAAAACCAUAGUGACACUGCUGAAAAACAUCUAGGUUCUGUGCCACCAAUAUCUAAAGAAGUAGAUGUGUCCACAUACGCAACCAUGACAACCACUACCAGAGACCAGUUGGCACAAAAGUGCCCCCUGAUUUCAUCUCACAUGGCUCGGCAUGAUGCAGGGUAUGUAAGCAAUGUCACUACUGCCAGCAGAGCAGCAGCCCAUAUCUAUACUGACUUCAGUUUGGAUUCAGACAGUUCUCAGUCUGCAAUCCUUGGCCAGUCCCCUAACCUCUCAGAACCAUCAUACCCAGAUUUUGUUGACCAACGAUCAACCCUGGACUCGAAUCUGGCAUAUGACAGUGCUCUUGGUUCCUCCUCUGGAGAUGACAAUUCCUCUGUAGGGUCAGGUCCUGACAUCUGUAUGACAGGCAGUGUAAGCAACACAUCUUUGUCACUCUCUGCAGAGAAAGUCAGCAGCACUCCAGCAGCAACUGAGAAAGAUAUCCAAGAAAACCACACUUUGUCUCAGAAACAUGACAAAAAGGGCAGCGACAACUUUGGUGAAAUCAUCAAGGAAUCCAUAGUGGAAACUGUUUCUGCCUAAGUGGUUGUCCAAGGCACUCAUGACUUUAUCACUAGUAGAUAUAUACAGGGUAUUCUCAAGUGUUGUAUGUUUGUUCUCUGUUCAUUGCCACUGUCAUGUUUUCAUCAAAUCCUCCACUGAUACUGUUUCAUGUUUAUGGCAGCAGACCAUAUAUAAAAGUUAUUUUGAUAAUGGAAUUGAUAGGUAUUGAUUUGUUUCUGUUUGUCUGAUGAAAAAGUAGGAGGACAAUAUCUGAGUUAGUGACUGAGCAUUUAAGUUACAUUUAUCGUGUUGAGUCUUUCAUAAAACUUUCUGAGAAGGUUGUUUGAAAAAGCUGUAGGUUAGCCAAUGUGCUGAACCAAUGGUAGCUCCCAACAAGCCUGAAUGGUGAAAUAGCAGUGUUGAUAAUCAGGAUACUGAACUGGGCUGGAAUAAUACCAUUGUGCAGUUUUCACAAAACAGUUUAAUGAAGAAGUCAUUGUUGAGGCAGCAAUGUUCCUAAUGAACAUAUAUUUAUUUUAACUUCAUUCGUGCUUCUUGUAAAGUCAUGAGUGUCAGACUGCAUCACCAUCUGAUGACUUAGGGCAAUUCCAUUGUGAUAGAUGCUGUAAGCUGUACUCACUGUGGAAGUUUUCAAGUAUAUAUAUAUAUAUAUACAAACACAUAUAGCUCCCAUUUGCAUUUGCAAUAAUUCUUGUUGCCAUUUCAGAUGAAAUAUUCUACCAAUAUUGCUGUGGUGAUUACCAGUGUCUUGUGUUGUCAGUGUUCUAGUCUUGCCCUAUAGACAGGCUGAAUCUCAAUAUUUAUGAAAGAGACUAUUAUUUUUGUCAAUGUUUUUUCCCCUGUUGUAUUGCCAGUCCAUUGAGUCCUGAGUAAACCAUGCCCUUUGUCAAUUGUAGGACAAAUGCGAAAUGUUUCCAUUUUGAGAUGUUGAACAAUAGUAACUAUACCCCAAUGUAACUGAACAAGUUAAUGCCUGUGUCAUGGAAUUACUGCUAUGUGCAAUAAUGCUUACAAUCCCACCCCAGAAUCAAUUGUUACUGCAAUUCUGUUUUUACUGUACAUGUACCACUGAAGGCCCACAUGAUCAAGUUAAUGUCUUCCUAUGUUUCCACUGUGUCACAGUACCGAUGUUGUAUAUAUUGAACAAGUAUGUCUCAAUGAGGAUCAGCCCCUUAGUCAUGUAUUGUUUUUCCUAUUCAGCCUUCAGUUGACAAAGGGUGUGUUUCUGUAUUUUUGUUAAACUGACUGAAUGUUAGUUUUCAAUUGUUAUAGUGUGAAACUGUUUAUUUGGUUGUUUCAUUGUGUACAUAUUCAUUGUUGUCGAAACAUUUCAAAGCAUUUAGAUAGAUGGACCAAACAGCACUUUGUACUUAAGCCUAUUCUAGGCUGUCAACGAUUCCACACUCUACUACAUGUACCACAUCAUCUUUUUAGGUUGGCAUUGUCAAUAAUUUAUGCAGUUGGAAUAUUGUGACUCUAAAUGGCAAUACCUAGUCUUCAUAAAAGUACAAAAUACCCCAAACUGGUACUUUUAGUGUGGUGGCUGGUUUGUGGUCAAAGGGACGUAACUCAAGUCAUACUAUGAUUAAGCACAUAAUAACUCCAUUUGUUUUUGCAUAUAUCUCGAUGACAUGUUCAAUUCCUGUAUGUUUAUGGUAGUUUGUGGAAUCUUUGAUGCCUUGUACAUUUCAGAGGAACCGAUAAUUUACAUCAGUGAAAUUUUAUUUUUCAAAGUCAGAUACUUACAAACAUAGCAAUUUAUUGUUAAAUGGACAUUGCAUUUAUUGAUCCUGAAAAUAAUGUGAUGUAGUUUAUUUUUGUAGUGUCAAUGUUUGAAAGGCAAAUUGCAUUUUAUAACAAGAACACACAUCUCCCAGAUGGCAUGUUGCAGCAUUUGACUUGUGGCAAAUUCAUCUGCUUGCCAAAAUGGAACACUAGUCACAGGUUAUUAACUUGAUUCUAAUCAAAUUGUAAGUGUGGUUUUUGUGAUAGAAUGGUUUUGAUCAAGAUGAAUAGUUUUAUUUUAAUCAAAUGUUUUGAUGUUGCUAAACAUAUUAUGAAAAAUGAUCCAUUGGUAUGAGGUCUUUAGGCAAUAGGAAAUAUACUCGUAUUUGUUCACCUUGUACUGUAUUUGUGUGAAGUAAUGCCAGACAAGGCACAUGUGUUGAUCAUUGUGAUCACUUGAUGUAUAUUUUAUGGAAACGCAAACAGGCAAAGGCUGCAGAAAUGAAAACAAACAGUUCUCAGGAAAUUACUUUUGAAAUUUUGAUGUCUCUUGUUGAUAUCUGAGUGUCAGUAUUGUAUUUUCUUUUGUCUAAGAACAGAACACAAAUAUGUUUUCAAUCAGUGGUGUUUGCCUGAGAAACGCAACUGUUAUUUCUCAGCCUUUUGAAUAAGCUAGUGGCUGUUAAAUGAAAACUGGAAGAUUACAAGGUGAGUUAUCUCAGUAUUGUUGCAGAAUUAUCACCUCCACACUGUUUACAACAGUAUACUAUGAACUGCUGUUGUCUUAUGUCAUUUGUCUUACUGUUGUUUUUCAUCAAGUUUGAUUAUACAUUUGACUAGAUAAAAGAAAUUUGAGGCUGAAAAGAUACUUCAUUUGGUUAUUACCAGUGUUAAUUUAUAUACUUAUAAUACAUGAAUAUCUAACCCCUCCUGUCAAUGUUGUCCCAUAUAAUGGGGAAACAUUCAACCAAUCCAGAAACAUGACAAAUCUGACAUGUUUACAGAAUGUUUUUGUAUUCUGAAAGACUACAGUAAAUUAUUCUGAGAUAAUCUACUUUGAUAGUCAAUAAUGAUCAAAGGCAAUUCGUUGAAGAGCUGAUAAUGUCUUUCAUCACUCUGAUUGAGAAUU
This is a messenger RNA of Haliotis rubra (blacklip abalone), 5109 nucleotides long. RefSeq names its product cysteine/serine-rich nuclear protein 3-like. The record is from RefSeq and is a predicted model, not a curated record. Gene Ontology annotation, cellular component: nucleus. The transcript has 4 exons. Gene Ontology annotation, molecular function: sequence-specific DNA binding; DNA-binding transcription factor activity, RNA polymerase II-specific. Gene Ontology annotation, biological process: regulation of transcription by RNA polymerase II. NCBI's taxonomy places the organism in Eukaryota, Metazoa, Mollusca, Gastropoda, Lepetellida, Haliotidae. Bases 237 to 2273 code for a protein of 678 amino acids.